GAAUAGGAUAGAGAAAGCGAAAGCAAGUUGUAUUAUUUGUGGGGUAAAAGCCAUGAUUCAGAUAAUUGGGGCUUGCUGACAUAAAGGCAUGAUUGAACUCUCCACUCCUUUCUAUAUAAUCCCUUCCACACGCACUUCUCCACUUCAUAGUCACAACUAGAGAUGACGGUUCAAAAGGAAGAUUUGGGCUUGAGUCUAAGUUUGAGCUUCCCUCUCCUCUCCUCUUCUCCUUCCAGCCACAACCCUCAGAAACCCUCUUGGAACGACCCUAUUUUCACUUCUUCAGGUGAAGCUGGAUCAUUCCUCCGCGGAAUCGAUGUGAACCGUUUACCUUCUGUGGUUGAUUGCGAAGAGGAAGCAGGUGUUUCAUCUCCAAACAGCACGGUUUCUAGCGUCAGUGGAAAGCGCAGCGAGAGGGAAACCAAUGGAGAAGAAAACGACACAGACAGAGCUUGUUCCAGAGGCAUCAUCAGCGACGAAGAAGAUGCUGAAACCUCUAGAAAGAAACUUAGACUCUCCAAAGAUCAGUCAAUUGUCCUGGAAGAGAGCUUCAAAGAACACAACACUCUUAACCCCAAGCAAAAGUUGGCACUGGCGAAACAGCUGGGUCUUCGAGCGAGACAAGUGGAGGUGUGGUUCCAGAACAGAAGGGCAAGGACGAAGCUGAAGCAAACGGAGGUUGACUGCGAGUUUUUGAAAAGGUGCUGCGAGAAUCUGACGGAGGAAAACAGGAGGUUGCAGAAGGAAGUGCAAGAGCUUAGAGCACUGAAACUUUCCCCGCAGUUCUACAUGCACAUGACCCCACCCACCACCCUCACCAUGUGCCCCUCGUGUGAGCGUGUCGCGGUUCCCCCCUCCUCUGCCGUUGAUCCUGCCACGCGUCACCAUCACGUGCCUCCAUCUCACCCCCGGGCCUUCCCCAUUGGCCCAUGGGCCAGGCCCUUCGAUGCCCUCCGUCCCAGAUCUUAGACUUGCGGAAACAAAAUGACAAAAUUGAAAAAAAGAUAGGAAGCCAUGAAUUAUGUGUUCAAAGUGUGGUCUAAGAUAUGGUUGUUAGGAAAACUGAUUUUGUGGGUCUCUAAUGUUUUGUACUAGUUUGACCCUUCGUCUUUCUUUUGGAUUUCGGGGCAUGACCUGGUCUAGUUACUAGUUAGGUUUUUUAGUUUUAUAAUACUUACUGCGUUACUCUCGUUUCUCAUGAUUAAAUCCGAGACUUUCUGUAAAGUUUACUGGUCUUAAUUAAUAGUAUUAUAUAUAGCUUUCUUGUGUGAGCA
This is a messenger RNA of Glycine soja, 1274 nucleotides long. Its product is annotated as homeobox-leucine zipper protein HAT4-like. The transcript has 4 exons. NCBI's taxonomy places the organism in Eukaryota, Viridiplantae, Streptophyta, Magnoliopsida, Fabales, Fabaceae. Gene Ontology annotation, biological process: regulation of DNA-templated transcription. Gene Ontology annotation, cellular component: nucleus. The coding region runs from base 163 to 969 and encodes 268 amino acids. The record is from RefSeq and is a predicted model, not a curated record. Gene Ontology annotation, molecular function: sequence-specific DNA binding; DNA-binding transcription factor activity, RNA polymerase II-specific.